UCAUUUGCACUGUCAUUCCGCUUGGAGAUUUUAAAGAAAUAAAAUAAUAAUUCAAUAUGAAUUUGGCUCAAGAUAUGCCCCGUGCUGGCUUUAAUUUCGACAAUUGCCGGCGUAAUGCUGCCCUCUUGCAGGGAGGCUUCAAGCCGCCGACAACAACGAAAACGGGCACCACAAUUGUUGGCAUCAUUUACAAGGAUGGUGUUAUUUUGGGUGCAGACACGCGUGCCACUGAGGGACCCAUUGUGUCUGACAAAAACUGCGCUAAGAUCCAUUACCUGGCUAAAAACAUUUAUUGCUGUGGUGCCGGCACUGCCGCCGAUACCGAAAUGACCACGGAUUUGAUUUCGUCUCAGCUGGAACUCCACCGACUCAACACGGAACGCCAGGUGCCCGUGGUAUGCGCCAACAAUAUACUGAAGCAAAUGCUAUUCCGUUACCAGGGCCACAUUAGUGCUGCUCUGGUCCUGGGUGGUGUCGAUAAAUACGGCCCGCACAUAUAUUCCAUUCAUCCCCACGGUAGCGCCGACAAAUUGCCAUACGCCACCAUGGGCUCGGGCUCCUUAGCAGCUAUGGCCGUCUUUGAGAGUCGUUGGAGACCCGAUUUAACUGAGGAGGAGGGCAAGUUGCUGGUGCGUGAUGCUAUUGCUUCUGGUGUCUUCAACGAUCUUGGAUCAGGAUCAAAUAUUGAUUUAUGCGUGAUACGCAAGGAUAGCACCGAGUAUUUGCGCAAUUAUGAGCUGGCCAACAAGAAAGGCGUGCGCCAGCUGAACUAUAAAUUUAAGAAAGGCUCCACAGCGACACUGCACACAACAAUCAAAGAUUUGCAGAUCACUGAGCGUGUCCAGGUCGUGCCAAUGGAGGUAUCUUAAGGCAUGCGGCUUAGGUUUAAGUGAUAACAAACAAUGGAAUAAUGGUUUGAUGCGGUUCAAUGAACAAUAAAGCACUUCAUAUAAACUUA
This is a messenger RNA of Drosophila novamexicana, 958 nucleotides long. RefSeq names its product proteasome subunit beta type-7 (gene Prosbeta2). The transcript has 3 exons. The record is from RefSeq and is a predicted model, not a curated record. Gene Ontology annotation, molecular function: threonine-type endopeptidase activity. The coding region runs from base 57 to 869 and encodes 270 amino acids. NCBI's taxonomy places the organism in Eukaryota, Metazoa, Arthropoda, Insecta, Diptera, Drosophilidae. Gene Ontology annotation, cellular component: proteasome core complex.